Prorocentrum cordatum is the source of this 501-nucleotide messenger RNA. NCBI's taxonomy places the organism in Eukaryota, Dinophyceae, Prorocentrales, Prorocentraceae. The record is from the annotation of a GenBank genome assembly.
AUGAAUAUGUUGAUCGGGAUUUUGGUGCAGGUGGUAAGCGUCGUGUCCGAGAGCGAGCAGCGCACCAUGUCCCUGUCCAACCUUAGGUCCAGGAUGUCCGCGCUGUUCAACAAAUACGGGGUGGAUUCCGACAGCAACAAGUGCAUUUCCAGGGGCGAGUUUGAGAUCUUGCUGACGAUCCCCGAGGCCGUGAAGUGCAUGGCCGAGCUCGGCGUCGACGUGGUCAGCCUCGUCGAUUAUACCGACUUCAUCUUUGAGCACGACAGAGAGCUUUCUUUCCCCGACAUGUUCAAUAUCCUUCAGCAGCUGCGCAGCGGGAACAACGCCACCGUCAGAGACAUCGUCGACCUCAGGCAGUUCGUCAGCCGGGCUGUGUCGAAAACCGCCCGCGGGGUGCUGGCGACUUCCGCCGUCGCCGGGCAGGACGGGCACCUCAGCGCUCUCUCGCCCAGCAUGAGGCACAUCAGGGAGUCCGUGCGGCACACGCUCGCGUCGAAGUGA